Messenger RNA from Colletotrichum truncatum, 660 nucleotides. NCBI's taxonomy places the organism in Eukaryota, Fungi, Ascomycota, Sordariomycetes, Glomerellales, Glomerellaceae. The record is from RefSeq and is a predicted model, not a curated record.
AUGGACUUCGUGGACUUCAUCCUCGAGGCUCGUAUGCCCAAAGGCGGAGGAGCCUCAGGUGGUGGCGGUGGAGGCAGGGGAGGAGGCUCCGGUAAAUCUUCAAAGUCCAAGUCCAAGUCAAAGUCAAAAACAAAGAGCAAGGGCGGCUUCGUAGCAGGCGGCGGCGGCGGCGGAGCCGGAGGCGGGGGCAACGACGGCUUCUCCAAAUUACCAGUAUGGGCGCGGGUCCUCAUCAUCUUACUCAUCGUCUGGUUCAUCAUCUUUCUCAUCUCCCUUUUCUACUUCCUGGCGCAAGAAUUCAAACGUAAAAAGCGAGGAGAAAAGUUCCGUCUAGGUCACGUCUUCGGCCACGCUCUCCUCGUCUCAACGGGUCUCUGGCUCCCCGUCCUGAUCUACAAGAAGAUCGCCGAGCGCAAGAAGAACAAGAGCGGCACCUACGCCAAAAUCGAGGAAGGCCACGGCAAGGAGGGAAACAGCAGCACGAACCACGACUACUGGUACGGCGGCGCCGGCAGCAAGUACGACCCGCCUCAGUACCAGUCGCCAAUGCCCGCCCCCGCUCCGUCGCCGUCUCCGAGAACCCCGGGCAAGACUGUAUACUACAUGCCCCCGCCCCCUUCGCAUGCCGCCGAGACUCAGCCUCCGCCUCGCUAUAGUUGA